UAAUAAUAACAUAUAUAUUAUAUAAUAUUAUAUUAUAUUAUUAUAUUGCUUAUUAUAUUAUAUUAUUAUAUUAAUAAUAAUAAUAUCAAAUAAUAAUAAUAAUAAUAAUAAUAGAAUGCUAGAGCUGGAAGAGACUGACCUCAAGGGCCAUUUAGUUCGACCACUGAAAAACACUAUCCGAUCCCUCCCGACAGAUGGCCAUCCAGCCUCAUAGACCUUCAUGGAGAAAUGGGACUCUGGAAUCAAAUUCUCCUAGAGUCGGGAGGCCUUAUUAGACCUCAAGAUGAACAUGAGCCAAAAGUGUGACGCAGCAGCAGAAAAAGCCAGAUGCAAUUCUAGGCUGAAGAAGAAGCUGUAUGGCCAUCUGUCGAGAGGGAUCGGAUGGUGGAUAGUUUCUUCUGACUCUAUGGUUUUAUGAACCUGCUCCGUCGUCACGUCAAUUGGUUGAGGUUCUCCCACCCGCCUCGGCUUCCUUUGCCGUCACCAACGCGAGGAAAUGAGGUCAAGGCUUCAAAGGCGACGCCUCCAGCCCACAGAUCCUCAGUCUCACGUCUGUUGUUCUCACACGUCUUCCGGACGCUCGGCUUCCACUUCAACCCACUUCUUCUUCAAGCACCCUAUGACCACCAUCUUGGUGGCUCCAGGACCCUCCUGAGAUGCCCAACCCGGCCGCCCACUUGCCCUUCUACUUCGGCAGCAUCUCCCGUUCGGACGCCGAGGAGCACCUCAAGCUGGCGGGGAUGUCGGACGGGCUCUUCUUGCUCCGCCAGUGUCUCCGAAACCUCGGUGGCUACGUCCUCUCGGUGGUCCACAAGCUCCAGUUCUACCACUACCCCAUUGAGAGGCAGAUGAACGGGACCUUCGCCAUCGCCGGGGCCAAGGCUCACUGCGGGCCUGAAGAACUCUGUGAGUUUUACUCCAAGGACGCCGACGGGCUUUGUUGUCCGCUCCGGAAGCCCUGCAACCGCCCCGACGGGAUGGAGCCCAAGCCGGGCAUCUUCGACAACAUUCGGGAGAACAUGGUGCGGGAAUACAUCCGGCAGACGUGGCAUCUGGAGGGAGAGUCGCUAGAGCUGGCCAUCAUCAGCCAAUCCCCACAAGUAGAGAAGCUCCUGGCCACCACGGCCCACGAGAAGAUGCCCUGGUUCCACGGCCCCAUCUCCCGGCAGCAAGCCGAAAGCCGACUCUACUCUGGCUCCCAACCAGACGGGAAAUUCUUGUUGAGGCAAAGAAAGGAGAACGGCUCCUACGCCCUGUCCCUCAUCUACGGGAAGACCGCCUAUCACUACCAGAUCUUCCAGGACAAGGCCGGGAAAUACUCCGUGGAAAACGGGAGCAAGUUUGACACACUGUGGCAGUUAGUUGAAUAUCUCAAACUCAAACCAGACGGCAUGCUCUACUAUUUGAAGGAGGCCACUCCGAACCCAGAUACUCCGACAGGAGCCACGGCUUCGUCUCCGCCGCCUCUUCCUUCCGGUUUGCCGCCGCGAAGAUUCACAUCGCAGAAUUCCGAUGGAUACACGCCCGAACCCAUUGGAAUCGGGAAAAAGUCCCGGGUGCUUCCCAUGGAUACUCCGUGUUACGAGAGUCCUUACAGCGAUCCCGAAGAGCUGAAGGAUCGGAAAUUGUUCCUAAAGAGGAGCCACUUGAUGGUGGACGAAGUCGAACUCGGGUCCGGCAACUUCGGGAGCGUCCGGAAAGGCAUUUACAAGAUGCGGAAGCGGCACAUCGACGUGGCCAUCAAGAUGCUGAAAAGCGGCAACGAGAAGGCGGACCACGAUGACAUGAUGAAGGAGGCCCAGAUCAUGCACCAGCUCGACAACCCGUACAUCGUCCGGGUGAUUGGCGUCUGCGAGGCGGAGGCUCUCAUGCUGGUGAUGGAGAUGGCCUCCGGAGGACCCCUCAACAAGUACUUGUACGCCAAAAGGGAGGAGGUCUCUGUGAACAACGUGGUGGAGUUGAUGCACCAGGUGUCCAUCGGGAUGAAAUACCUGGAAGAGAAGAACUUUGUCCACCGGGACCUGGCGGCUCGCAACGUCUUGCUGGUCCACCAGCACUACGCCAAGAUCAGCGACUUCGGCCUCUCCAAGGCGUUGGCGGCCGACGACAGCUACUACAUGGCCAAGACUACGGGGAAAUGGCCCCUGAAGUGGUACGCGCCCGAAUGUAUCCUCUUCCGGAAGUUUUCCAGCAAAGGCGACGUCUGGAGUUACGGGGUGACCAUGUGGGAAGCGUUCAGCUACGGACAGAAACCGUAUAAGAAAAUGAAGGGUCCCGAAGUCGUGACGUUCAUCGAGGAAGGGAAGCGGAUGGAGUGUCCUCCCAAGUGUCCCCCGGAGAUGUACAAACUGAUGAACCAAUGCUGGACGUUCAAGUGGGAAGACCGCCUGGAUUUCGCCGCGGUGGAGACGCUGAUCCGGACCUAUUACUAUAGCAUCGCCGAUAAGACGGAGGAAAAACCAGAGGAACGUGCUUAGCGCCGAAAAUGGACAAAAGUGGUUGGUUCAGGAGCCGAGUGUCUCCUCCCCAUCCUCUCCAAAUCCAAAACCCUCUUAAAUUGUUUCAGAGCUCCAAUAAUACCCCUAAGAUAUACUUCAAUGUGCCCCAAAAGUAUUAAAAAGGACUUCAAUGUGCCCCAAAAAUAUUAAAAAUAUUCGAAUAUGGAA
Molecule: messenger RNA, 2666 nt
Organism: Anolis carolinensis (green anole)
Lineage: Eukaryota; Metazoa; Chordata; Lepidosauria; Squamata; Anolidae
Product: tyrosine-protein kinase ZAP-70
Exons: 13
Coding region: 657-2477 (606 amino acids)
Biological process (GO): protein phosphorylation; intracellular signal transduction
Cellular component (GO): cytoplasm
Molecular function (GO): non-membrane spanning protein tyrosine kinase activity; ATP binding
Source: RefSeq, a predicted model, not a curated record